This is a messenger RNA of Postia placenta MAD-698-R-SB12, 228 nucleotides long. RefSeq lists its product as hypothetical. The record is from RefSeq and is a predicted model, not a curated record. Lineage: Eukaryota; Fungi; Basidiomycota; Agaricomycetes; Polyporales; Adustoporiaceae. The transcript is spliced from 3 exons. Bases 1 to 228 code for a protein of 75 amino acids.
AUGGAUUCCAAUCAUUAUAGGAUGCAACUGAACAAUUACCUCCAGAGUCGAAGGGAGCUCGAAUUGGAUUGGAGGAUGAGCCACGAGGGACCAAACCAUGCUCCCAUUUGGACCGCCAAGGCGUACAUAGGGGAGAGAGAAUAUGGCGCGGGAAGGGGUACUAGUCAAGGGGCCGCGAAGGAGGCAGCUGCUAAGGUCGUUCUGGACAACCUCAAGAAGAAUCCCUAA